Bufo gargarizans (Asiatic toad) is the source of this 2005-nucleotide messenger RNA. It is a transcript of the gene TMEM255A, whose product is annotated as transmembrane protein 255A. The transcript is spliced from 10 exons. The record is from RefSeq and is a predicted model, not a curated record. The coding region runs from base 172 to 1266 and encodes 364 amino acids. Lineage: Eukaryota; Metazoa; Chordata; Amphibia; Anura; Bufonidae.
UGUCUUGUACCUGUCGUAAUGGCCAGAGCUGGUAUGGGACUAUGCCUGAGGAGGCGGCGGUGAAGCCCCUAUGGAUGCUAUGCGCCCACCCAGCCCCCAGUGCAUCCUUGCAUUUUCAGGAAGCCUCUUUGCCCGUUCGCUGCCCGGUAGCAGGACCGUGAGCCCCGCAGCAUGCUGACUCAGCAGGCGUCGCAGCGUACUGAGAUUCCAGCUGCAGACUCCACCGGCUCUUUUAAUAAAAGAAGAAGAAAUUCCAUAUUUGUUACUGUGACGCUUUUCCUGGUAUCCAUAUUAAUUUUAACUUUGGGUCUGGCGGCAACCACCAGAACUGAAAAUGUCACUGUGGGCGGCUACUAUCCCGGUGUAAUACUUGGAUUUGGAUCCAUGCUUGGAAUAAUUGGAUCCAAUUUAAUAGAGAAUAAAAGACAGAUGCUUGUUGCCUCGAUAGUUUUUAUCAGUUUUGGGGUGAUUGCAGCUUUCUGUUGUGCAAUCGUUGAUGGUGUGUUUGCUGCAAGACAUCUAGAUCUGAGACCAAUCUAUGCAGGCAGAUGUCGAUAUUUUCCCUCUGCAGGAGAUGAUCAUGCUACUGAUGCUACCGAGGUUACUUGCCAGAUGCCGACACGAGGUUCAUGUUCUGUGAAGAUUAAGAGCAGCACAUGCUAUUGUUGUGAGCUGUAUAACUGUGGAAGGCAGUGCACACUUUGUGUGGCUCUGUCCAAUAAUCAAUCUUGCAUUUUAGGAGGGUGGAAUUUCCCCAAUACAUCCUGUAUUGUGCAAGUAGUAAAGUCUCAUAGAUUUAGGGCUGGAAUUUCAGGUCUGUACUAUGAAUAUAUUGAUGUUGCUAGCUGCGACGAUGUUGUACAUCUAUACCACUUACUUUGGUCAGUAACUAUACUGAACAUUGUGGGUCUGUUCCUGGGGAUCAUAACCGCCGCCGUACUUGGUGGAUUUAAAGAUAUGAAUCCUACUAUUCCUGCCAUUAGUUGUAUUGUGGAGACCCCACGUCCUACUGUACAGUACAACACAAGACCACCAGUGCCGUCCUAUAAUACCUACUAUCACAGCACUCCACACCUGCCACCUUACACUGCCUAUGACUUACAGCAUUCCACUGUCUUUCCGGCUUCUACACCCUCUGGCUUAUCUGAUGAUCCCAACUCAACCUCCCAUUCUGGUCCCAGUUUCAUGUGGCCAUCCACUGCUCCCCCACGCUACUCUCCACCGUAUUUCCCACCAGAUGAAAAGCCUCCGCCUUACACACCAUGAUCUUCAUUGGCACAGGUCUUUAUCUCCUCCUACAAAAUAUAGGCCAAAAGCCUGCCAAAUGAUAUAACGUUUUAUACAUUUACGGAAUAUGUUUAAGAUAUCUGUGUGAAAUGGAUGACUGUGUAAAUUAUAAGUGUACAUAUGUGUGCAAGAUGCCCCAGAUGACUUUUUUUUUUUUUAUUCUGCCAAAUGGAAAAUGCACAUUGUCCGCUUUACAUGGAUGUGCUGAAAAGGUAAAAAAAUAAUUUAAUGUCACAUUGAUUUCAUGGUUGCACUAGUCUCUGUGCUUCAUUUGUCGUGAAAGUGUAUACUUUAUAAUACUACGUGUAGUGAUUCACAGUUUUUCCAUGAACAUUGUGUGAAUAUGUAAUGCCUGGGCAACCUCACCCUCGCAUCUUGUCUUUGGCUCAUGCUUCCUCCUUUUCAAUCAAAGCACCAGCAAAGCAAAAGACAUUGUGGAGAGAUGAGACUGUCUACAUAAGCUUUACAGCUCAAUACCAACUUACAAAGGAUAGAUGAGAAGGUCUAGGAGUGCAUAUUUCAUUUGUGAACUACCAGUUAAACUUACACGGAGGAGAUCCUGUUUACAUCGAAAUCCAAGGAUUCUAUCAUUUUAACAUAGACUGGGAAAUAACUGGGGAAGUCUCAUUUUAUCAUGCAAUGUUGGUGCCUCUGAAUUGUAUUAUAAUUUAGUGAAGAUAUCACUAUGUAAUAUACAAUAAAGUCUGAUGUGAAACAA